Molecule: messenger RNA, 1061 nt
Organism: Colletotrichum scovillei
Lineage: Eukaryota; Fungi; Ascomycota; Sordariomycetes; Glomerellales; Glomerellaceae
Exons: 1
Coding region: 135-836 (233 amino acids)
Source: RefSeq, a predicted model, not a curated record
CACUUCCUUCCCCACAUUCUUUUCUCAACGAGUCACUCAGCAACUCUUCAGUCUUUACUUUCCAAAGUCGCUCUUUUGCAAAGAACAACCACCCACUUUCCACUCUUUUCAACCAACUACCAACAACCAUCAAGAUGCGUUUCUCCGUUCUUACCGCUGCCGGCCUCAUUGGCGCUGCUGUCGCCGCUCCGGCUCCUGGCCCCGCUCCUCUCAACUUCGACGAUGUCAUCGUUGUUGGUGAGGACGGCACCCACACUGUCAUGAAGGCUUCCGAGUACGACGCUCUCGAGCGCCGCGCCGCCCUUCCCGUCGCUCCCGCCCCCGCCCUCGGCGAUGUUCUCUCCCGCCGUGGCUGCAAGGAGUCCACCGAGGUUCAGGUCCUCAGCGACGAGGAGUUCCUCAACUGGGACAUUGCUGUCUCCCCCGUCGUCACUGCUGCUGGCAACGACGUCGCCGUCUCUGUCGACAGCGGCUACUCCCUGGCCAACUCCGUUGCCGUCACCGCCGGUGUCUCCACCACUAUUGCCAAGAUCGCCCUCGGUAUCUCCCUCUCCGUCAGCUACACGAGAACCUGGACCACCACUCAGUCCCAGAACCUCCGUUUCACCGUCCCCGACGGCCAGUACGGCCUCGUCGUCUCCCAGCCCAACGUUCGCCGCGUCACUGGCAACAUCUUCUCUGGAUGCACCGACAGCCCCACCGUCGAUGCCUUCACCUCCGACAGCUACUCUGACCAGUCCUACGGCAACCUUGCCUGGGUCAAGGGUGUCAUCCGCCUUUGCAACAGCACCACCUACCCCGUCCCCUACUGCAUUGGCCAGGGCGAGCACAAAUAAGUGGCUCGUAACAUUGCCACGGCCCAGCCCGCUGCCACCAACGCUCGUGCGGCCAUCGAUACCCCUAGGACCUGCCGAGAAACCAUCUGCCAACUUUGCGAGAGAGCCCAUCAAAUCUCAGGGACGUCUGGAACGGAUAGGAGUUUUGGAGGUCUUCUCUUAGAACCACCGAGGAUACGCACGAUAUAAUGCCAAUACACCCUUGUCCUUGAUACCACAUCCCGC